AUGGCAGACUUCUGCCGGUUUUUUAAAGUCGCAGGGGAAUUCGGCAAUAGAGCCACCCUUGAAAAACUGCGCGCUCUGUUAUCGCAAGAACGUGAAUCGUUUCGCGUUUGCCUGCAGACACUCAGCCACCUUCUUGGACUGAAACUCAAUGAACUGAUCAGUUUCGAUCGUAGUUUUGUUAUGAAAGAUGAUGUAGUAUCAAUAUAUCUGUCAGGAGACCUACCGGAAAGCGUAACAGCUCUCCUCGAUGAACUGGACACGCAACCCGCUAGGAAACAUGCUAUGGCGUUACAAGUAGGCAAACUGCUAAAAGCGCGUAUUCGUUAUGGACUCAAUGACGUAUUACAAGCGCUGGAUGGCGCCCCGGCCAAGGAUUUAUACAGCAGGAGCAUCGCUUGCCUCCUACGUAUCACUAUGUGUGCGCUAAAGGUAGAGUGUGAUAUGCGACGGGCAGAUGAACCAGAAGUAUUGGAAUACAUGGUCGAUGAGACGGGUGCAUCCCUCUGUGAGGUGCUCAGCAGGUGCUGCGUUGUACUAUGCAUCUUUGGAGCAGAGGAAUCAAACCUAUUUGAAGACGUCAAAGAGGUACAGGAGACUUUGUUAGGACUGGUACCGGGACCGCUAAUGUUACAUAUAAUAGGCGCAUUCCCAGUGAUUGCAUUCGACAGUGAAUGUCUCUUUUCUUUGCAAAACAGACGCGUGUUCGUUGAGUCAUUAGCCACAAUAUUGCCCGAUAUACUAGAUCACAUUUUGAUAUUCAAUCGCAUAGGAGCGCAACAUGACUCCCGUACAAAAGAGGUACGCAAGAACAGGGUAGAUGCAAGUGACGCGACCAAUACCAGGGAUUCGCAGGAGGCAUCACCCACAGCUGCUGCAGCAUUGUUUGGGGCAUCUUUUCAUGGGUCGAUAUGGAAUACCAAGCCUGAUGGCUACAAUACACGUAGAGUCAGAAAUUCGCAAGAUCCCGAUAGGUCACCUACAGCAAUUCAGGUUAACACAGCGGAUUGGGAGUUUGCAUUUGGUAAUGUGCCUCGUGUCAGAACACUAUCUUUACUGCUUGAAUUCAUACUCAAGUAUGUCAAAGUAGGUGGUGAUGACACGGUUGAGAAACAUAUGAUCGGUUGGCUUGACGCUCUAGUAUCGAAGCCGUGCUUCGUUCAAACAUUCGCCCCGAUAUUCUCCACUGGAGACACCAGUAACUUUGAAAAUAUACUCGAGCUUUCACGCAUUCUACGUAAGGAUAUUUUCGUGUCGCACCUAAUACUAGGAAUCGGAGAACACUCUGACAAGGCCCUGCGUAUGGUCACCGCCGCAGGCAUAGAUAUACUUACGUCAGACCGUAUAUAUGCUCCACAAGUACUUGCAUUUAUGGUAGAAGGUGUCAGAAAACGCCCUCUGGAAAUCAUAGAGUGCUGGUGUACAUUACUAAGGCCUCUGGUACUACCCCGUGGAGGCGAUGAUGCGAUACGCUUUGCCGAUGGUGUUGCCACAACCCAGCUCCUACAAGUUGCUGAUCUCUUGUUCGAUACCGUCGCUCGGUACGCGCUUAUGCAGAAUUUUGGCGACGAGUGUCACCCCGACGAGGACAAUGUAAAUGCAUGCACAGCCAGACAACUUAUGGUGUUGCUGAUGGAGAUUUUAGGACACAGGAAAGUCGCAGCGAAACUCACAGAUGCUAUUAACAGCGCUCACGUCGCAAUGAAUGAGACGGUCACACUGGAAACAGUCCAGGUACUGGAGCAUGCAGUGUUUUGUAUGUGGCUGAUGAAGAUGCCUGAUGCUGAACUCCGCGAGAAAGAUUUAUUUGCUUUUGUUAGGGGAAUCAACGAGAAAACACUCCAACAUAUGAUUCACAUAUUCGAUACGUCGAAAGCCUACGACCAUACGAGCAAGAGGUUGGAGGCACUUGAAAAAAUCAAAAAAGGCAUACGUGGAAGUAGGUUGAGGAAUAUGGUUGAGAAUCGUGAGAUUUGGUUUGACGAUGCUCAGAUUAACGGUGCUAACUCGGAGGAUUGGGACCUAUACUAUGCUGAAUUUGCUGAUGAGAUUAAACGUCAGCUAACAGAUGCUGUCCUGCAUGGCAUGCCAACUGCUGGACUGUUCAGAGGGAACACUGCUACACAAGAUAGCACUUCACCUACAAACUCAGCGAGACCGUCAAAAAAUUCACGUAAAUCAAGGAGACCUGGUAGGAAACCUUCGCAUGCCGGUAGUCGCCAUACAGCACAUUAUAGUGGUACCACUGUGGAUGACUACGUUCGCCGGGUAAAGCUUCUCAUGAGGAUCCACAAACUUGACGGUACCAAGAAAGUGGAUGAACAUGUAUGUGCUACCAUAGCAGCGGCUAUGGCACACUACAAUAUGUCAGUUGAAGACUGCACCUCGAUAUUUGAGCUCAUGCUACCAUGGUGCCCCGCACAGUUGCUACAUAAAAUUCACGAAAGUGGCCGACAAAAUAUGGUUAUCGCACUUAUGAAUUCCCUGUCACAUGAUCCUGAUGAACGAUGUGCUGGGUUGUUACCGGAAAUGAUGGCCACUGCCAUGGACUUAUGCAACACAUCUGGAGAUGUGCGGCCGUUAAUUGGGCUCAUGAAAGUUAUUACGAGUACUGUGACGGCACACCGACCGCUGGCUGAGAUGCUAGAAGUGGAUAAUGGACUCACGAUAUUGCAGAAUUUUAUAGUAUAUGUAAAUUGUCUCAAAAUAUCUACAGCGCAUUUUUUGGAGGUUCGAGGUACAAUGAAUUUAGCACUUGUAGAGCGUUACCUGAAAUUUGGAACUGUUCAUGCAGGAGUGCCUAUUCAACAAUUUGUGCACACUCAAUUGCAGCAAAUCAUGUCUGCUCGUGCAGCUACCUUUUCCAUAGCUCUGCAGUCAGACCCUGGAAGAGAAUCGCAACCCUACGCCGCUCGUGGUGACCUGAGUACCUUGGACACGUUGAUCGUCAGCACCUUUCAACUAUUCUUCAUGACCAAUUCUUCAUCAUCACGUGGACUGAAAGAAUAUUGCGAAAGGAACCUCAGCGACGUAUUUCACUGGGACUUGCUAGGAAGGGAGUAUGCGAUUGCCUUCAGGACAGUUGCCUUGUUGUUCAGAUGCUUCAGCCAGCUCUCAAAUACGAAGCUCAUGUUCAUAUUUGAGCAUUUCGUCGGGCUGGCGGCCAGGGUAAACGGAGAUGCCCACUCCACCGCACGCAGGAGCAUCCUCACAGACGAUUGCUUAAUACGACCCGAGGCAGUUGAAUAUUUCUAUCAAGUCCAUCGACAACUGGCGAAGCGCUGCACCGUAGCACCGGUAUCAACGUCUAAACGGGCCAGAGCUGCUUAG
Molecule: messenger RNA, 3327 nt
Organism: Babesia sp. Xinjiang
Lineage: Eukaryota; Apicomplexa; Aconoidasida; Piroplasmida; Babesiidae
Exons: 1
Coding region: 1-3327 (1108 amino acids)
Source: RefSeq, a predicted model, not a curated record